AUGCUCUCCUACUUCCAAGGUUGUUUCCUACUUCCUAUCUCAUCAAAAUUUCCAUCCAUCAUGCCCACCGGCUCACUUCUCAACUUUCUCUCCGUGCCACGCGAAGCAUUGGAGCUGUACGAGCGCGGCACAGACUGGAAACCAUUUACCAAUCGACGCUGCCCGGAGAGCAUCACCGAGCUCGUCCCAUGGCCGGAGUUCUCCUACGACCACAUCAUCCAGGAAUACGGAUCCAUUCUCGAUACAGAGUUCAAAUGGGAGGAUCGUUACUUCGGCACCCAGCCGCAGAGAGUGUACCCGGGAAAAGACAGCCUUAGGUACACUUUAGGAAUGGAUCUCGAGUUUUAUGUCAAAUAUGCGUUCAAAGAAACCUUCAAACAACUCGCGCCAGAGCUAUCCGAAAGAGACCUUGUGCCCAUCUCCCUUGAAGCGGCAUACAGGGCAGAGCCGAUCAAGACAUACAGCCCAGACUUAGCCUUUAUGGCCAGCCCUUUGGAUGGAGAGUAUUUGACAGGAGCUUCUGGCCCCAACAGGUUACCAGGUGGGCUCAAGGGUUCAUUGAAGUGGAAGUCGGAUUGGGGAAGUUCAUCGGCGGGCGAGAUGGAAAAGAGGUUUUGUCUCCUUGAGUUAGCACGAAUUCACCUCUAUACGGAGAGAUGUGGGACACGUUAUGGGUUUAUCCUUACAGAUCAAGAGCUUGUUGCUAUCAAGCGGGAUGACACUAGUGGUCGAAUUGCUUUGUCUAAGGCUAUCCUGUUGACGAGCGGUGGUACCGAGCUCUCUGUUUCACUAGAUUUGUGGUACCUGGGUAUGCUUGCGGCCAAGUCAGACUGGAAAGUGGAGGCAUAG
Molecule: messenger RNA, 849 nt
Organism: Penicillium angulare
Lineage: Eukaryota; Fungi; Ascomycota; Eurotiomycetes; Eurotiales; Aspergillaceae
Exons: 1
Coding region: 1-849 (282 amino acids)
Source: RefSeq, a predicted model, not a curated record